Molecule: messenger RNA, 2238 nt
Organism: Centrocercus urophasianus (Greater sage-grouse)
Lineage: Eukaryota; Metazoa; Chordata; Aves; Galliformes; Phasianidae
Gene: TANGO2
Product: transport and golgi organization 2 homolog
Exons: 9
Coding region: 167-997 (276 amino acids)
Biological process (GO): protein secretion; Golgi organization
Cellular component (GO): Golgi apparatus
Source: RefSeq, a predicted model, not a curated record
GGGGGGCGGGGCUCUCGCAGCCAAUCGGGGCGGAUGUCGCUUCAAACUCACCGUGCUCCCGGAAGCGGCUCUGCCGGGCUGCGCUGCUGUCCUCGGCGCGCUGGGCUGUUACAGAAUGACCUUGCGCUGAGCUUUUGUGGAAAAAACAAGACUUAAUCAUUCUUCAAUGUGCAUCAUUCUAUUCAAAUUCGAUCCUCGGCCCGUUUCAAAAAAUGCCUACAGACUUAUUCUAGCUGCUAAUAGAGAUGAAUUUUACAGCAGACCAUCCAAAUCAGCAGAUUUUUGGGACAGCAGCAAUGAAAUCCUGAGUGGUCUGGAUAUGGAGGAAGGAAAAGAAGGUGGGACGUGGCUGGGAAUCAGUAAAAAAGGCAGGAUGGCAGCCCUGACAAACUAUAUGCAGCCAACGACUGACAAAAAUGCAAAAGGAAGAGGUGCUCUUGUAACGAACUUCUUGACUUCAGACCUGGACUGUUACUCUUACUUGAAGAAAGUUUCAGUAGAAGGACAUCUUUAUAACGGAUUUAAUUUAAUAGCAGCUGACUUGAAUACCACCAAAGGAGAUGUAAUUUGCUACUAUGGAAACAAAGGAGAACCAGAACCUGUGUUCUUAAAUCCUGGAAUAUAUGGACUGAGUAAUUGUUUGUUGGAUACGCCAUGGAAGAAACUGCAGUAUGGGAAACAGCUUUUCACAGAAGUCAUCAACAGAAGUCAGGACCUUGCCAAGGAGGAUUUGGUGCAGGAGCUCCUUACAGUGAUGAAUAAUCAAGAGCCUCAAUUACCUGACCCUGCAAUUGAAGACCAAGGGAAGGAAUACAUACGUCCUAUACUGAACAAGUAUGCAGCUGUGUGUGUUCGUUGCCCAGGUUAUGGAACAAGGGCAAACACAGUCCUCCUCAUUGAUGCAGAAGGGAACGUUACUUUCACAGAGCGCACCAUGGUCAACGAGGAUGUCAGCCAGUGGAAAACAAGCACCUAUGAAUUCAAACUGCACAUGUAACAACUUUCCAUUUGAAUGCAUUGUAAUAAAAGCAAUGAAAGCAAGCUGUUAAGCUCCAGGAAAUGUUUUCUGCCAGCCUCUGGAAGCCAAAAAUAGCAAGAGAAGCAAAAGUUGUUUUAAAUAGAUCGUAUAAGCUAUCAAUCUCACAAAUCCUUUGCAUAAAACCAAGUUUCUUGCUGUUCUUACAUUAAGUUACAACUUUAAAACAAAUUUCUGGCCCCAUGGCUUUGUUUUAUCAUCUAAGCUUAAAAAACUAAAAUCCAAUGGAAAGUACCAACAGGAUACUGUGACUUGCAUAUCACUUAUUUAUUUUUAUUUCAACCAAAGCUGAGAAUAUAUGCAGCUUCUUGGAGAAUCAAUCUUCAGCUAACCUUCAAAUCUAAAUUUUGUCUAAAAGUUAGAUUUUUAUCAUUUGCACUUGGAAUUGAAAGGAAAUCAGCUGCAGUUCCAUUUCUCACAGGUUCCUCUAAUUUCUUUUCGCUCGGAUACAACCACACUGCAUGAUGCCUGAAACCAAUGUCUAGCAGCCACAGAACAAAAGAUCAGAGGCAUCGUGAGGCCACCUGGUCUAACACCUGUUUCCAGGGCAAGGCUGUCUUUGCCCAACAUGCAAGUUGUUCUUUGUUUUUUUGAAGUAUGUUUUAAAGAACUACUAACCUUGCAUUCAGUUCACAGGAGGAGAAACACUUGCCUUUGUUUUUCACAAAACUCCUCUCCUUUCAAUAUAUAAUUUUAAGAUUGUAAGCUGAUGCCAGUGUGUAUUGAAUGAAUGUAUGUUUUCUUUGUAGCAUUAAGUGCUUUAGUAAUAUUUAAACUUGUCACUGUGCCACGGUGCAUUGUUCUGGAGAGGGUGGGAAGGGAAGAAUUCUUUGUUUUGUUUACCUGUAAAUAGUACAGCAAUAGAUCUUAAGUACUCUCAAAGCUAGUUUUAGAACUAAGAAAUUAAGUUGUCACUGCUCAGUUUUAUUCAGUAAGGUUUAGAGUUGUUUAUCUUUGAAAAUAAUAAAAUUGUGUACUGUGACAUCUUGUUUGCUGGUAAUCUCAUUAGCAAUAUUAGUUUUUUUUUUUCCUUCCCAACCAGAGGGAUAAGGAAUAAUUAUGCUUGCAAAUGGAAACUGAAUAUGAAGUGACACUAACUUGAGACAACCUUAGUGAUCUGCAUACCUGGAUGUUGCAGUGGAGGUGAAAUUUGUAAUUAUCUAUCUAUAAUUACAAAUAAAUUGAUGGAGAAUUCAGAAUCA